Mercurialis annua (annual mercury) is the source of this 1123-nucleotide messenger RNA. RefSeq lists its product as uncharacterized. NCBI's taxonomy places the organism in Eukaryota, Viridiplantae, Streptophyta, Magnoliopsida, Malpighiales, Euphorbiaceae. Bases 72 to 1031 code for a protein of 319 amino acids. The transcript has 6 exons. Gene Ontology annotation, molecular function: protein binding. The record is from RefSeq and is a predicted model, not a curated record.
UCUUUUCCUGUACGUAUUCUAUAAUACAAAUUAUUCUCUGCCCAAUACUUCACAAUAAACAGAUUGAAAGUAUGACAGGAUGCAAACAAGAUAUGGAAGAUAAUGGCAGGUCAAAUGAAGAUGAUAAUGCAGAAAUACGUUGGAAACUAAGAAGCCUUCCGCCUGCACAUUACAUCUUCAAGAUUGAAAACUUCUCUUUGCUUUCCGAUGCAAAUGUUGAGUGUUUUAAAUCUGCUGAUUUUGAAGUUGGUGGCUAUAAAUGGAUGUUAUCUGUGUAUCCUCGAGGAAACGACGACAAAAAUGGCGAUGGAUACAUAUCUUUAUAUCUAGUGCUCUCCGAAUCCAACAAACUCGCUUUCAAUCAAGAGGUUAACGUAUAUUUCAAGCUCUUCGUAUAUGAUCAUAUUAGCGACAAUUACUGGAUUGUUCAAGAUGCAGAUGAGAAAGUAAGGCGGUUUCGUGGAAUUAAAAGAGAAUGGGGGUUUGACAAACUCAUUUCGGUUUCCGAUUUCAAAGAUGACUCCAAUGGAUAUUUAAGGAAUGACUCUUGCAUUUUUGGUGCGGAGAUUUUGGUCAUAGAAAACGCCAAUAAAGGUGAGUGCUUAUCAAUGGUGAAAACGCCUACAAAUAAUACGUAUACAUGGACAAUUUCAGAAUUUUCAAAAUUGGGUUUAGAUUAUACCACAUCCAAAGAGUUUUCCAUCGGUGGCAGUAAAUGGAGCAUAAGGGUUUAUCCAAAGGGAGAACCAAAAGAAAAGGGCAAAAACUUAUCCAUAUAUUUGAUGCGAGAGGACGAUGGGAACGGAAGAAAUGUGUAUGCAGAAUUUAUCUUACGAGUAAGAAACCAAUUAGAGGAAGAACAUGGUGAAUUUAAAGGUGAGUAUGAUUUUAAACCUAAUCAUGGACGGGGUUGGCCAAGUUUUAUGUCUCUCGAUGACCUCAAUGUCAAAUCGAAAGGCUUUAUGCGUAAUAAUACUUUGAUUGUCGAAGUAGAAAUUCAAACCAUGACUGUGAUUAAAGAGUUGUCUUGAAGUUAUGCAUAUUCCAACUUUAUUUUGAAUUCGAAAAUCUUUGUUUUAGCUAUUUAUUGUGGCGCGGGACGUUUCAUUCAUGAAUCAAAUAU